Molecule: messenger RNA, 967 nt
Organism: Rhipicephalus sanguineus (brown dog tick)
Lineage: Eukaryota; Metazoa; Arthropoda; Arachnida; Ixodida; Ixodidae
Exons: 5
Coding region: 80-829 (249 amino acids)
Source: RefSeq, a predicted model, not a curated record
CUUGACGUGGACGUCGCGCAGGUAUGCGUACUAUUUGAAGGAAGUCAUCGCGUCCACACCAGCGCCCGCUCCCUUCGUUAUGUGGUACUUGUGGCGCCACCGUAUCUGCCACUUCGGUGUCGUCGACACUCCUACAAGGGACUUGAAUGAAUCGUCUGUCACGGCUGCCUUGGAAAGCCUAAUGAUUGCGGAUAAAGUCACGGACCAGCACAGAGCUAAAGGUUACGUGUGCAUCACCGUUUUUGCGGCAGUCAUUCCGGAUGACACGUGGGAAAACUACUACCUCGACGCAUUUCCGAAUAUCUUCACACCGCAACUGUUCAUUGCUCUGGGACAUUACGAAUGUGGCGACAACACGUUUCAAGACUGUCACGUCGUUCCCCCGACGCUUCUGAGCAGGCCUGCGCAGCUCUCUGCAGCCAACAGUAGCUACCAGCACGACAUGACCGUGACAGCCGACAGCGUAGGCAAGAUGGCUGCCCGAGGUGUGAAAGCGGUCUGGGCGAUUUCCGUUACCAUGAAAGGCCGCUGGACGGUGCCCGAAGAAACGGAGACGCCUGGUUUCCUCUGUGCUUGUGCGUACGACCCCGAAGCCAAAUCCUUCGGCAGCUACGCAGAGCUGUGCACGGUCAAAGCGCGGCACACGUCCAUCGACAUCGGCAUCGCUGUUUUCGAUGUCGACUACGAAGACUUCGACAACGUGUGCGCUAGAACGAACUGGGGAGGAAAAUUCUCCAGACUGAGAGCGGUCCAGCUGCUGCUAAACUUCUUCAGGACAAAGUUCAGUGACCCUUCGGCCAAUGAUACCUGUCUGGGCCUCAUUACGUGACGGGGGCCUGACGUAUGUUCUCAAACACGCGUUAUUUCUGAGAUAUUACAGUGAACGUUCGAGCGAAACGGGAAUAAGAAGACAAUAAUAGUGAAAUGAACUAGCCUGAUUCGGGCAUUAUGACUUUUAGAACAUGCA